Haliotis rubra (blacklip abalone) is the source of this 5829-nucleotide messenger RNA. RefSeq names its product BICD family-like cargo adapter 1. Bases 187 to 2238 code for a protein of 683 amino acids. NCBI's taxonomy places the organism in Eukaryota, Metazoa, Mollusca, Gastropoda, Lepetellida, Haliotidae. The transcript has 14 exons. The record is from RefSeq and is a predicted model, not a curated record.
CGUCAUUUCCGGUUCACAAGCUGGCACUGAGAGAGAUGCACUGCACAUUAAUACUACCUUAUUUGUGAGUCAACAACGCCAAAAUGCCAUCAACAUGCGCGUUGGUCAGGUAAUCCAUAUGAAACUAUGAAAGAUAAGCAAAUUGCACUGUAAGGACUGUGCCCUCCCCGGCUCCAGGGGCGAGCCAUGUGUGCAUGCAAGCUAGACUCGUCUCCUUUGGGAGCCGCACCAACACUCUGUGAACUUGACGACCUCCUAACUCUUGUCUCCAUGGCGUCCUACCAAGGGGAUUCCCCCAGUGAGGGUGACCUAUAUGCUCAGUUGGCUCAGAAAGAGCAAGACCUGAUCCUAGCAGCUGAGCUUGGGAAGGCUUUACUGGACAAAAAUCUUGAACUCUCCACCAGGAAUGAACAGCUACUGGAAGAAUACUCCUCCAAGAUAGAGGAGCUGGAGCAGGAGCGGCAUGAGCUUCACCUGCGUCUGGAGAAGAUCGAGGCAGAGUAUGAGAACACGGUGAAGGAGCUGCAGUACGACAUCGGCUACCUGCGCCAUGAGUUGCAGGCCAGCAAGCAGCAGGAGCUGAUGGGAGACAAGGAGCGCUCCCAGACCAUCCGCAGUCUCAAGCAGCAGAAUGAGCGACUCAACGAACAACUCAAACAGACUGCACAUCGGGAGCAGCAGUUGGGGGAGGAGGUGCAGACUCUGAGGGAGCAGAUGAUGUCGAAACGGACAUCGAUGCAUGAACAUGUCAUCCACCUGGAGAUACUGCGGGAAGAGAAAAACCAUAUCCAGGAGAAAUGCCAAGAGGUGGAGAAGAAGAUUGUGCUGCUGACCGAAGAACGUGAUGCCCUGGCCUGUAGUCUGGAGGAGUCUCAUGAUCGGAUCAUGAUGCUGGAGAGACAGAAGCAGGAGAAAGACCAACAGCUCCACCAGCAACAGCGGGAGGUGAUGGAGUUGCAGGAGGCCAACGCCCAGCUUCAGGCACAGGUGGAACAUCUGUCUCAGCAGAGUCAGUCCAGCUCCACCGGACCCUCCAUGAACCUGUUCAGUGAGCUGACCGCCAUGUCUCCUGGCUUCGAGAGCUCCCUGCACAGCGAGAUGCGGGAAGAUCACCCUCUCAACCCAUGGCACCGUAGCAUGUCUGCGGAAAUGCUGGAUGAAGAUGAUUACGAGUGUGACGAUGAUGACGACCAGUACGAGAUGGCGAUGCUGGCCAACUCCACCAUGUCGAAUGAGAGCAGCUUCCUGACGGAGUUCCAGGAAGCCACUGCCACCACCACGACCAGGGAGGAGGAGACUGAGCUACGUACGGAGGUGAUUGGGACGUACAAACAGCUGCAGAAGAUGCUGAGGGUCAUCAAAGGGGAGAGCACCUGCUCCACUGAUUCGUCGGAUGAGGAUGCUGGGGCCCAUGGGGGACAGGCCGGCAAACUGGGCGACUGUCUACAUGAUCUGCAGCAACUGAUGCAGGACAUGAUGACGAUGCACGUGGAUCGAAGUGACUAUUCCUACGGGGGAGCCACAGCGUCAGCGUCUGCAUCGAUGGUGUCGUCGCUGUCCAUGGACUGCAUGGAGAAGUCUAUCAGUGACCUUCACGAUGAGCUGAUGACAGCACAACGCGACCUGGACAAGGUGCAGCAAGAGUGUGCAGCUCGAGAUGCACAGCUCAUGCAGAAGAGUGCCGAAUUUGCUGCCAUGGCCCAGAAGUAUCACCCGGGGGCCAUGCUGGCACACUGCUGCUUCCCGUGGAUGGCCAAGUUAAAGAUCAAACUGGCACCGCUGAUGGUGUGUUACCUGCUGCAGGAGCAGCAGGACCGGCUGGUACAGCUGCAGCGUGAGCGGGACCAGCUGCAGGACUCCAUGAUGGGAGACCUGACCAAGGACAACAUCUUGGAGCAGGCCAGGAAGGACCGUGACCUCGCCAUGGAGAAAGGACAUCAGCUGGAAGUGGAACUGGCCAAGUCCAAGAUGGAUCUGAUGACUCUCAACCAGCAGCUAGUGGGCGCGAUCAAGCAGAAGGUGACUCUCUCACAGGAGCUUGAUCAGUGGCAGAUAAUGUGGAAGAUGCCUUCUAACUCAACGGACAUGGAGCAUCUCCUCCACUACGAGAAUGAGAAAGUGAAACAGAAGCAGGAUGAGAAGGAAGCCGAGAAAGAGGGAGAUGAUGAGCUGGAGGAAGAAGAGCAUAUGAAGAAAUCCACUUCUGCUGGCUCCUUCUUCACAGGGAAGAAGUUAUGACAUCAUUACUGUGCAGCGGACUCUAAGUCCAUAGUGUGGUCAGAUGAAGUACUUCAUCACUACGGCAGUCCAGGGAUGUUCAGCAACAUGUGGUCAGCCAGAUGUCUUCAGUAGGGAGUUAUAGGAUUUACUUCCCUAUAUCGUGGUCUAUGUCAUCAGUAGUGUGGAAAGACCUUUGAACUUGUCAUCAGUGUCAUUAGUUGAUGUGAAGUUUGUCAUCAUUUAUUGGGAUCUUGUGGUCUAUAGUUAAAAUCAGCAUGAUAUUAUACCAUUUGUUAUGACACAUGUCUGUGACUGGUGUCAAGAUUUAAAUUACAGUUUCAUAUUCAUCAACUUUCAUCAGGUGUAUUUUCAUUAUUGAAAAAUGAGUUUUUAAGAUUCAGCUUGAAGUUGCGACCUCAAAUAUAAAAGCAGAAUUAUGAUGUGACUAACAGGCAUCCUUACAGUUGACUUUUAGCAUGUUGCUGCAUCAGUAUACGCCAUGUUUCCUGACUGUGGAAAACAGGAAUAACACAAACGGUUGACCAUGCACCCCUGUCUCCAGCAGUACAUGUCUAUAUAAGGAAUGUCUUACUCUGCUGGAAGUCCUUCCAGCAUCCCAGGUGGCACUGACAGAUCAGGGUCGUAUUGCAUGGUGAACAUGGUAAAUCUUAACUGAUCUCAGUACUGACUUUCAUGGUCCAUUUGGAUUCCAUCUUGAUUUAUAAAUGGCAUAUUAUAAGUGAAGUUCAAAUUUAUUUGGAAAUCAAAUGGGUGCUUUAUAUAACUCAUAGACUAAUUUUAAAGAUGGAAGAAAAUGCCUAUUUUCAAAUCAAAAUGUCCUACGUAAAUAUGUUAUCAUUAUGGACAUUGUAUUUCCUGGUUUCCUUGUAAGAUAUACAUAUUAUUCUUAUGUAUGCCUAUAAGCAUUGAUAAUAUCCCAGGUAUUACACCACCUCAGACUCGUCAUAAUAUACACCAUCUCAUCAUCCUUUGCUGCAAGUAUUGGUCGUGGAGGAUGCUUAAUUGAUACAUCAUCGUCAUACCAACAUUCUGUCAGAGCUGAUGCUGUGUAUCAUGGACUUUUGUAUUUAUAUUUAUUUUGGAUCAUCAUCACUGUGCAUGCUCCAGAGAAUCUCGGUUUGAAAUCUCAACAUCCGAAGCAACACAGACAACUUCAUCACAUUCACCAGAUUCUGGCUCACCAACAACUGAUACGUCCUCCAAACCCAGGCACGACGGUUCCGUGCCUCACAUUGAAGCAAGAAAACCGACUUUUUGGUUUGGGGAUGGAGCAGGGAUGAAUAGCCCAGUUUCCUCUCAGGAACACUCCUUGUUCAGCUACCAGACUCAGCAACAGUGGACUUGCAAUGUCAUUCAAGUAGAGCAUUGUGUUGCAGACACUAGAGCCUUGUGUGACAAGAGCAUAGUGCAUUGUGUUGCAGACAAUAGAGCAUUGUGUGACAAGAGCAUAGUGCAUUGUGUUGCAGACAAUAGAGCACUGUGUGACAAGACCAUAGUGCAUUGUGUUGCAGACAAUAUGAGCAUUGUGUCAUUGACAAACUUUGGGCGGGGGUAGUUUUUGUUAAUGGGGUAAGAAAAAAUAUUGAUAUUUCAUUUAUGAUAUGAAGAUAAUGUGAAUUAUUGUACCUGCAUUGUUUUGGUGACGUUAUGGGUGUCCUCCCAUUGAACGUUGUGUCAUGAGGACAUGGAUGUUCCUUCCUCUGAACGUUGUGUCAAUAUGUUCUGAGUCACUGUUCAUGUAAAGGAGUUGUGCUGUGGAACAGGUCCAUGGACCUGUGUUACAGCUGGUCUUCUACAAACAAGCUGGCAGUGUUUUGUGAGAUCUACAAUGGUGCAAAUAUUUUAAAAGCUGAACAAUAUAUGUGAAGACUGUUGUACUCAGCUGCUGUCAUCCACAUCGGAAACAUUGCAUUUGUGACAUUCUUGACUCUACAUACAGCUGUACCAUGUAAUGCUAUGUACAGGAGUUAUCUCCUUGUGUUGUACCAUUUUUAUGUUGUUUGUACCACAGUACCACAAGAUGAGUCUACAGACAGUCGUGGGCUUGAUGGAAAGGCUGAAGUACAAAUGAGUGAAAAUAAUCAAACUUGCUGACUAUAUUUCUGCAGGAAGUGAAUUCCCCCCAAACCUGAUUACUGGGAAACUGACGGUUCUACUGACACGGUUCUACUGACACGUCAGCAACACGAACACACAGCAAACUGACAUGAAGCGAACAAUUUGUUUAGUGAUAGCUUAAAUUUUUCUUGUGUAAAUAGGAUAUUAUUAACUUUCAGUGUUUACACAUAAUCGAUCUAAAAAAACACAAUUUUAUUGUAUGUAGAUUAACGGACAGACAGUCCAAGAUAUUUAUGUGAAAAUAAGUAAAUAGUUAAAUACUCUGACCAGUCAUUUAGACAUAUAUAUACAGAGACAGUGUGAUGCUGACUUUGUUAGAUGUCAACUUAGCUGAUGUUAGUAUAUCCUUUAAUUUAACCGACCAACUCUAUAAAUAGGAGUAGAAGUUUGAACUUGUUGGAAGAGAAUAAUACACUGACUAUAUGAAGGUGGACAACUGUUGAACUGGUCCAGGUUGGGAGUCGGGAUGAAGAUGUUGGUGUACAGGAAUACCGGGUGGAAAACUCAGAUUUGUCCCUAAAGAUACUGCAUCAAGUAGCUUUGUACUCGGCCUUUGUAUGUUUCAGCUAUUUGGUCUGCUGGUGUGCAAAUUUAAUACAUGAUAUACGUUUCUAUUUUUAGGGACAAAUCUUCAUGUUUUUCACUGGUUUGCUAAUGUAGAAAGUUGUGUAUAGUCCAUACGGAAGUAUUAUAUAUUUGUCAUUUUUCUCCAUACAGUAAAUCCUAUUUAUUCCUUGAUAUUUGUAAUAUUUACUCUAGUCAAUCAUUCAUUGCACAUUAGUGUGAUAGUUUCAAGUGUGUACAGUAGGACGUUACUUUACAGUACAAUGUGAACAUUACAGACAGAGAGUUGGGGUCUGGUUACCACGGUAACUGAAAAUUGUUUGCUCUCAUUCAGUGGAUUUUUUGCUCAAUGUUGUGAACUUUGGUGCAGUUUUUACACGCAAUGUUUUAAUUUUGCACACAUGCCGAAUAUUUUUGGUGACUAAUAAUUUUCUGGAUGAUUUUAUUCACUCUUAUUAUUCAUAUCAAGACCAUUCAUUUGCAAUAUAUUUUAGCUUUUUUAUAUCAUGACUAGAUCAGUGACUAGCAAACUCAUAAUCAACCUGGUUUCACACUGUGUUGCGUCUGAUCAUUACAUCACCACAUUCAGUGUUUUGAGGGGUUUAUACUAUUCUCAGUUCGUGAAAUAUUCUACAGGAUAUCAAUCAAUAAUUCAAAGACACUGAAGUUUCUGAUAUCCGUGAAUCUGAACACUUCAGUUGGUGAGUGGUCUUAGCAUAUUACAUGUGAUAGACAUAGAUCAGGUAUCAAGCUCCUGUCCACAUCAGAUCUUGCAGUUUAGGGGGAGAUAUAUACAUAUAGUUCUGCUCCAUUACAAACGUUACCACUGGGCUUUGGUUGAUAAGAUAAUUUGAGCUAGGAGCUGAUAUGUAUGUAAUGCCUAUUAUUUGGCCAAUUUUGAAAUGU